Molecule: messenger RNA, 981 nt
Organism: Paramecium octaurelia
Lineage: Eukaryota; Ciliophora; Oligohymenophorea; Peniculida; Parameciidae
Source: the annotation of a GenBank genome assembly
AAAUGUCAAUCGCGAAUAAGCCACCUCUUGUAAUUAUCCAUCCCCUUGUGUUGAUCUCAGUAGUAGAUCACUAUAAUCGUAUCAUUUCCAAAACGCAACAACCCAGAGUGGUCGGUGCAUUGUUGGGUACAUAAUCCAAUUUGAAUCUUAGGUGAAAGAAAGGCUGAUGGUGUGAUUGAUAUCACUAACAGUUAUGCUCUUCCAUUUGAGGAGGAUCCAAAGGAUUAGAAUAUUUGGUAUUUGGAUCACAUUUACAAUGAAACACUAUUUGAAUUACAUAGAAAAGUAAUGAUCAUCAUUUCAUAAUGCUCUAGAUUAACAUAAAUGAGAAGAUAGUUGGAUGGUAUUCUACAGGAUCAAGAUUCAAACCCAAUGACAUUCAAAUCAAUCAAAUAUUUUACAAGUACACCUCUACUCCAAUUUUUGUGAUCAUCGAUGUUCAUCAAUUUGAUCCAUUAUCACUUCCAACUGAAGCCUAUACAUCAGUCGAUGAAAUCUCUAAAUCAGGAGAAAUAAUUUAAAACUUUGUGCACAUCCCCUCCACUGUACAAGCAUUUGAACCUGAAGAAAUCGGAGUUGAAUAACUUUUAAGAGAAAUCAAUAAUGUAGACACUCAAUCACUUUCAGCCAAGGCAGAACAAAAGAUCAAUGGAGUCAAAGGAAUGAAUAAGAAGAUUGCUCAAAUUCAAUAAUACUUAACUCUCAUUUAAUAAGGCAAAGUCAAACCUAAUUAACUCAUUAUCAACAAUCUACAAGUACUAAUCAUAAUAACUCUAGGAAAUCCUUAAUUACUUGCCAAAUUUGGGUUCAUAAGACGUAGUUCAAGCAUUCACUACCAAAAAUAAUGACAAUAUGUUGACCAUAUAUCUGGCCUCUUUGAUGAGAAGUAUCAUCGCCUAUCACAAUUUAAUCAAUAAUUAAGCUUAAUAAGAGAAAAAAGUAAAGUGAUAUUUAGUUCAUAUAUCUAUAUAUUUAUUCCCA